Cannabis sativa is the source of this 1445-nucleotide messenger RNA. RefSeq names its product 2-methylene-furan-3-one reductase. The record is from RefSeq and is a predicted model, not a curated record. Lineage: Eukaryota; Viridiplantae; Streptophyta; Magnoliopsida; Rosales; Cannabaceae. The coding region runs from base 370 to 1332 and encodes 320 amino acids. Gene Ontology annotation, molecular function: oxidoreductase activity, acting on the CH-CH group of donors, NAD or NADP as acceptor; zinc ion binding. The transcript is spliced from 4 exons.
UUUAAAGAGAAUCCAAAUAAUAGAACUUAUAUAAUUAUAGCUCAUCCAUUUUGUCUGCCAUGUCGGUUGCAGCAAAUACUAUUGUUUUCAUAUUUGUUUGAAAUUUCUUAUAAUUGUACUUUUUAUUUGCAUUCACACAAAACUUUUAUUUCACUGAUUGGAUGGAACCCAUCAAGUAGUGGAGCUAAUACCAUUCACACCACCUUUACUCUGUGCUACAAUUGCAAUAUACAAAAUAACCACGUUUUUCUUGCUGUCUGUCCACACCUUUGGUCUAUUAAAUAUCUCACCAUCUCAUCACAAUAAUUAUUAACACACCUUCAUCUUGAUCUUGUUCUUGAUCUCCUUCCACACGUUUACAUCAUCACCAUGGCUGCUCCUUCUUCUGAUUCCAUACCUUCUGUCAACAAAGCUUGGAUUUACUCCGAUUAUGGAAACUCCUCCGAUAUCUUGAAGCUUGACCCCAACGUACCAGUUCCUCAACCUAGAGAUGAUCAGGUUCUCAUCAAGGUUGUGGCUGCCUCCAUUAACCCUAUUGAUUUCAAGAGAAUGCAUGGUCUCUUAAAAGCUGUCGAUGACCUACCUAUUGUUCCUGGUUGGGAUGUUGCUGGUGUGGUUGUAAAGGUGGGAAGCCAAGUAAAGAAGUUUAAAGUUGGGGAUGAAGUUUAUGGAGAUAUAAAUGAGACAGGAACAGUAAAGCCAGAAAAGUUUGGUACUUUGGCUGAGUACACUGCUGCAUCAGAGAAAGUUUUGGCUCUCAAACCAAAGAAUCUUAGCUUUGUGGAAGCUGCUAGUCUUCCUUUAGCUAUGGAGACUGCCUAUGAGGGUCUUGAACGAGGUGAGCUUGCUCCUGGUAAAUCUGUUCUGGUUCUAGGAGGUGCUGGUGGAGUUGGUACUCACAUUAUUCAGCUUGCAAAACAUGUUUUCGGUGCAUCGAAAGUGGCUGCUACAGCCAGCACUGCGAAACUGGACUUGUUGAGGAGCUUGGGUGCUGAUUUAGCUAUUGAUUACAAAAAAGAGAAUGUUGAAGAUGUUCCUGAGAAAUUUGAUGUGAUAUUUGAUACAGUUGGCCAAGUUGACCAAGCUGUGAAGGUCCUGAAAGAAGGUGGAAAGAUUGUGACAAUAGUAGGCCCUGCGCCUGAAGCAAUCUUCUUUUUUCUGACUUCAACUGCUACAACUUUGGAGAAGCUUGAGCCUUAUUUAGAGAGUGGUAAGGUGAAGCCAUUGAUUGAUCCCAAAGGCCAGUUCCCUUUUUCCAAGACAGUGGAGGCAUAUUCCUACCUCGAGACUUCCAGAGCUACAGGGAAGAUUGUAAUCCACCCUAUCCCUUAAGUAGAAAGCUCGAAGCUAUUUGUUUGCUAUUUCAAAACUUCAAGUCCUUGUUUGUUUAUUAUGUACAUCAGCUUGAGAAGAAAAUAAAUUAAAGCUAGUUGUAACUUUGUGAA